This is a messenger RNA of Amphibalanus amphitrite, 1759 nucleotides long. RefSeq names its product facilitated trehalose transporter Tret1-like. Gene Ontology annotation, biological process: transmembrane transport. The coding region runs from base 12 to 1361 and encodes 449 amino acids. The transcript is spliced from 2 exons. Gene Ontology annotation, molecular function: transmembrane transporter activity. NCBI's taxonomy places the organism in Eukaryota, Metazoa, Arthropoda, Thecostraca, Balanomorpha, Balanidae. Gene Ontology annotation, cellular component: membrane. The record is from RefSeq and is a predicted model, not a curated record.
UUGGAGCCUCGAUGGCCGUCGGUGGCUGGGCCGUCGGCAUCGGAAUCGGCAGUCUCUGCGUGGACCAGCUGUCUCGUGGCAUCGGAGGAUUCGUCCUCACCGAGGAGCAGCAAGUGUGGAUAGUGAGCUCAAACUUUCUGGGAACAGUAGUCGGAUCAGCGGUGGCCGGGAAGCUGUCGAAACGGUUCGGAGCGCGCAACACCAUGCUCUGGUGCUGCGUGCCCACCGUGGCCGGCUUCAUCGUCACAGCCUUCGCCAAGUGCUACAACACACUGCUCAUCGGACGCCUGAUAGUCGGCCUCUUCUCCGGACCGGCCUUCGUGCUGCACGUGUUCUACAUCAGCGCCGUGGCCUCGCCUCAGUACCGGGGCUUCCUGGCACUGCUGCCCGACAUCGUCUACAUGGUGUACGUCAUCCUGAGCCUGGUUCUCGGAGUCUACUUCCCCUGGUGGUGGGCGGCGAUCAUCAGUGCAGCGCUGUUCGCCCUGCCCACGGCCGUGGCGCUCCUGAUAGCUCCGUCAGAUCCCGUGUACCUGCUGCGCACUGGUCGGCUCAGCGAGGCGAAAGAAGCAGCGCGCUUCUUCGGCCUACCUCUGCCGGAUCCAGAGCCCAACACUUCAGGGGAAAUUGCGCCUCGGAAGUCGACGUGGACGCUGGUGAAGCAGCCGCGCCACUACCGUCCGCUGCUGCUGUCGGCGGCGCUGCUGCUCGGCGUCGCCUUCUGCGGCUACAUGGCCGUGCUCAGCUACUCGCUCGUGUUCCUGCGCACACUCGGGUCGACGCUGGACGCCACCGUGGUCAGCGUGCUUCUCUGCGUCAUCCGCAUCGUGGCCGUCGGCCUGGUCUCCGUCCUCAUCGACCGACUGGGCCGGCGCGUGCUGCUGCUCUUCUCGGCGGCCGGCAUGACCAUUAGCUAUCUCGGCUUGGCCGCUUAUUUCUACAUCCCAUCGCUGGCCCCCUACACGCAAAUGCCUCUUGUCAUGCUCAUCCUGGCCAUCUCGUUCUUCUGCAUGGGCGUCGGCCCGGUGCCGUGGUGCGUCAUCGGCGAGAUCGUGCCGGCGCGCCUGAGCGACGCCGGCGGCGCGGCGCUGGUGCUCUUCUACAACAUAACCUCGCUGGCCGGCGUGCAGGUGUUCCCGGGCCUUCUGGCGGCGCUGGGCAUAGGCGGUGUGUUCGCGGCGCACGCGGGCGUCACGGGCGCCAUCCUGCUGCUGGUGGCGGCCGCCGUGCCGGAGACGCGCGGCCUGAGCCUGCAGCAGAUCGAGGAGCUGUUCGAGGACAAAGAGGAGGGAUACACACUGGUGACAGCUCUGCCGAUCUCACCGGCCUACAGUACGUUUAGCAGUACCCGCGGAGGCUGACCUCACUUUAAUGGCACUGGAAUUAAUAGGACGCUUGUCGUCUUUUGAGCGAACACUCUGUGCAUAGGGUUCAUCGUAUUUGAUGUUUUACAAAGUUGUGUGGUUGCAGAAGAUUUGCCGGUUAUCGACAUAAGGCUUGCCAGAGAAAGGUUUGUUAGGAUGGUUAUAUUUGUCUGGAGUGCUGUACUGAUUUUUGUUGUGAACUACUUGCCGUUUCAUGUCUCGUUUGCUGUGAAGGAUUCGGCUCUGGGCCAGUCAUUGUGAUAUAGGACGCAUGGGAAAUAUUGAGGAGAAUCUCAUUCUGCUUCCCAUUAGCAUCUCUCAGGUACACAUUUGUAUAUAGAUCAUUAUCAUUCUGUUGUGUCAAGCUCGCGGUUGCACCACAGCUUUACAUUUGU